AUGUUGAUGGUAGCGUUACUGGCCCUUCUGGGCUAUUUUGUCGUUCAGACGGUUUAUCGUCUCUAUUUCCACCCCUUAAGCAAGUUCCCUGGCCCAAAAAUUGCGGCCAUCGGUCGUUUUUAUGAGUUCUAUUUCGAUAUCAUCAAAGGGGGCAUGUACAUAUGGGAAAUACAACGCAUGCACGAGCAAUACGGCCCUAUUGUACGAGUCAACCACCGGGAACUCCAUAUCAAAGACCCUGACUACUAUGCUGAGGUAUACAGCUCUCGAAAGCAAGAAAAGGACUUCCAUACCGUCUGUGCUUAUGGCAUGCCAUUGUCCAUGAUCUCAACUAUUGAUCACGACCACCACCGUUUCCGCCGGAGUCUCCUAAACUCAUUCUUCUCCAAACGAGCCGUGUCCAGUCUUGAGCCCAUGGUCCUAGAGAAAGUCAACCGUGCUGCAGAACGCAUCGAAGAGGCCUUCCACGAGAAUGCUCUGGUCCCCUUUGAUAGGGUAUUUGCCGCUGUGACUGCAGAUGUUAUCUCCAAAUACUCAUAUGGCCGAAGUGUGGACUACUUGGAGAGUAAAGAGUAUAAGAACGACUUCAGGGACUUCGGAAACGUUGCCAGUGCCUUAUCACAUUUCUUCACUUUCUUCCCAGCAUUGAUCGCUUUGGUCAAGGUUAUACCUGAAGGAUGGCUGCAGGCGGUUAACCCGCAGGCCGUCGGGUUUUUUGGCAUGAGAGAUAUCGUCAGGGACCAAUCCUUAGCUAUGAUCGAGGAAACCAGUCGUCCAGGAUACAAAUCACCAGAGGGAGCUGAUAGAAACAUCUUCCAUGCCCUCUGUGACCCCGCGGUUCCCGCCCAGGAGAAGGUAAUUGACAGGUUAAUAGAGGAAGGGUUAGGUGUUCUUGCCGCAGGUACGGAGACAACGGCAAGAACACUGACCGUAGGCACAUACUAUCUAUACAAAGAUAAAUCCGUCCUGCAUAAACUACGCCAGGAGUUGAAGGAAGUGAUGCCAAAGCCAGACAGCCCCAUCACUUGGGCAGAGUUGGAAAAGUUGCCUUACCUCAACGGAGUUAUUAAUGAAUCGCUUCGUCUGUCUCACACUUUGAUUAUGAGGCUCCCCCGAGUUGCAAAGGAUCAGAGCCUGGCGUAUGGAGAAUACGUGAUUCCCCCCGGUACCCCUGUUAGCAUGAUAUCGUACUUUAUUCACCUUGAUCCAAAGAUAUUCCCUGACCCGGAAAAGUUCGAGCCUGAGCGCUGGAUUCGGGCCACGGAAAACGGCGAGCGGCUGUCUAGCCUCGCGUAUAUAGAGUUGUAUCUCAUGUUUGCAAUCAUGGUUCGCAGGUUCGAUAUGGAUCUCCAUAACACCACGUUUGACAAUAUUAGAGUCGAUAGGGAGUAUGGCCCAGGCCUGCCGAAGGAUAAAAAUUCCAUUGAGGGUCAGGCUAAAGUGACUAAGGUCCUAACCGAAUAA
Molecule: messenger RNA, 1464 nt
Organism: Nannizzia gypsea CBS 118893
Lineage: Eukaryota; Fungi; Ascomycota; Eurotiomycetes; Onygenales; Arthrodermataceae
Product: trichodiene oxygenase
Exons: 5
Coding region: 1-1464 (487 amino acids)
Molecular function (GO): oxidoreductase activity, acting on paired donors, with incorporation or reduction of molecular oxygen; heme binding; monooxygenase activity
Source: RefSeq, a predicted model, not a curated record